AUGGAGCAUGAUGGAAGCGAGGUGAUUUGUUUGGAAUCCUUAGCAAGGAAGCUCAGGAGAGAGGGAACUCAGCAGCAGUCCGGGAAUCUGGGACUCCGAAACCCUUUGGCAGGCAGCAUCUGUCCGGCGGCAUCUCCCCCACGCAUUCUGGAUUCAGGCUUCCGCAGCAAGCAGCCAGGACAGCCGGCUGCACUGACUCCCUCCCCGCCUGCAGGUGUGAAGACCCCUCUGUGGAGGAAGGAGGUGGAGGAGCCCGAGGCCAGGGAGGAGGAGCUGGAGGGCAAGUCGUCGUCGUCGUCGUCUUCCUCGUCUUCGUCGGAGGUGGAGAGGCCGGACCCUGAGAGCACGGCGGAGGUCGAGGAGGAUGGCGAUGCCAGGGAGCGAGAGGCCCGCUCGGUGUCCUACAGCCCUCUGCGCCAGGAGCCGAGCAGCCAGCAGGUGGCGCUGCUGCGCCGCUCGGACAGCAGCUUCUGGGGCUGGCUCAGCCCGUUCGCGCUUCUGGGUGGCCUUGGGGCCCCCGCGGACAGGAAGCGUGGUGCCCCGGAAGAACCGUGCGUGUUGGAGACGCGGCGGCGUCCACCGCGCCGCGGGGGCUGUGCGCGCUGCGAGAUCCUUUUCUGCAAGAAAUGCAAGAGCCUGCAUAGCCACCCAGCUUACAUUGAGCACUGUAUUCUGGAGCACCCUGACCCGGGUAAGGGAGAGGCCGCAAGGAGCUCUGAGAGCAUCCACUCUCAGCCUCUGGGUCCGCAAAGCUCCAAACUCUUCUAUCUCUAGUGCGUUUCACAGAACUGUCCUUUCAAGCCGCCGUCCUUAGCUCCUCCUUCCGGUGAGAAGGUCCACUGUCGGUUCACGGUCUCACCUGUUGUCUAGCUGAACUACAGCAGGCCCUGCUCUCCAGACUGUAUCCAGCACCUACAACCCUCCUGAUCCACGCCUCCGAUACAGCCUCACCGACAUCUUUUUAGGUCCUUCUGGCCAGGUGAACAGAUGCAUUGCUUGAAGAAAAACAGCUUCGGGGUUGCCUCUUUCCCUCUAACCCCUCAAUAAAGUCUCCAAUUAGAGUCACCUGAA
This is a messenger RNA of Myodes glareolus (Bank vole), 1071 nucleotides long. It is a transcript of the gene Pgbdf, whose product is annotated as plakoglobin binding and degradation factor. The record is from RefSeq and is a predicted model, not a curated record. Lineage: Eukaryota; Metazoa; Chordata; Mammalia; Rodentia; Cricetidae.